Molecule: messenger RNA, 5365 nt
Organism: Rattus rattus (black rat)
Lineage: Eukaryota; Metazoa; Chordata; Mammalia; Rodentia; Muridae
Gene: Strbp
Product: spermatid perinuclear RNA binding protein
Exons: 18
Coding region: 348-2294 (648 amino acids)
Cellular component (GO): precatalytic spliceosome
Molecular function (GO): double-stranded RNA binding; single-stranded RNA binding
Source: RefSeq, a predicted model, not a curated record
CCGCCGCCGCCGCCACCGCGGUCGCUGCCGAAGCUGAGCUCGGAUCCGCGAGCGCCACCAAGGCAGCAGCCGCCGCAGCCGCCGCCGCUGUGCUGAGGAGCCGGAGACGCGGGCGGACGAGGUGGCGGCGGCGGCGGAGCGGGAGCGGGGAGCGGACGCGGGCGGAGCGCGGCGGCGCGGGUGCUUUCCAGAGAGCAAUUUUCAAACAUCUUUGCUUAUAUUUGACAUUGAGCAGUCAGGGGAUUCAGGCAUAUGAGGAGGUACUGUUACACAAAACAGUGUCUAGUGAAGACGACAAGAAAGAGAGAAAAGGAUCGUAAAAAGAAGCUAAAAUACCAUAGGAAACCAUGAGAUCUAUUAGAUCUUUUGCCAAUGAUGAUCGCCAUGUUAUGGUGAAACAUUCAACAAUCUAUCCUUCUCCAGAGGAACUUGAAGCUGUGCAAAAUAUGGUGUCUACCGUUGAAUGUGCUCUUAAACAUGUCUCAGAUUGGCUGGACGAAACAAACAAAGGCACAAAACCUGAGGGGGAGACAGAAGUAAAGAAAGAUGACGCUGUGGAAAACUAUUCCAAGGAUCAAGGUGGCCGGACAUUGUGUGGUGUAAUGAGGAUUGGCUUGGUUGCAAAAGGCUUGCUGAUUAAAGAUGAUAUGGACCUGGAGCUAGUCUUAAUGUGUAAAGACAAACCCACAGAAACUCUGCUAAAUACAGUGAAAGAUAACCUUCCUAUUCAGAUUCAGAAACUAACAGAAGAGAAAUACCAAGUGGAACAAUGUAUAAAUGAAGCAUCCAUUAUAAUUCGGAACACGAAAGAGCCAACACUGACUUUGAAGGUGAUACUUACUUCCCCUCUAAUUAGGGACGAAUUGGAGAAGAAGGAUGGAGAAAAUGUUAUGAUGAAAGACCCUCCGGACUUAUUGGACAGGCAGAAAUGCCUGAAUGCCUUGGCUUCUCUUCGACAUGCCAAAUGGUUUCAGGCAAGGGCAAAUGGAUUAAAAUCAUGUGUAAUUGUCCUCCGCAUUCUGCGUGAUUUGUGCAACAGAGUACCCACAUGGGCACCAUUGAAAGGAUGGCCACUAGAGCUUAUAUGUGAAAAGUCUAUAGGUACUUGUAAUAGACCUUUGGGCGCUGGGGAGGCCUUGAGACGAGUAAUGGAGUGUUUGGCAUCUGGAAUACUACUUCCUGGUGGUCCUGGUCUUCAUGAUCCUUGUGAGCGAGACCCAACAGAUGCUCUAAGCUACAUGACCACUCAGCAAAAAGAAGAUAUCACCCAUAGUGCACAGCAUGCACUUAGACUAUCAGCCUUUGGCCAGAUUUAUAAAGUACUGGAAAUGGACCCUCUUCCAUCUAGUAAGCCUUUUCAGAAGUAUUCCUGGUCAGUUACUGAUAAAGAAGGUGCCGGGUCUUCAGCUCUAAAGAGGCCAUUUGAAGAUGGAUUAGGGGAUGAUAAAGAUCCCAACAAGAAGAUGAAACGAAACUUAAGGAAAAUUCUGGAUAGUAAAGCAAUAGACCUUAUGAAUGCACUAAUGAGAUUAAAUCAGAUCAGACCUGGGCUUCAGUAUAAGCUUUUGUCACAGUCUGGCCCGGUCCAUGCCCCAGUCUUCACAAUGUCGGUAGAUGUGGACGGCACAACAUACGAAGCCUCAGGACCAUCCAAGAAAACAGCAAAGCUUCAUGUGGCAGUGAAGGUUUUACAGGCAAUGGGAUACCCAACAGGUUUUGAUGCAGAUAUUGAAUGUAUGAGUUCCGAUGAAAAAUCAGAUAAUGAAAGCAAAAAUGAUACAGUAUCUUCAAACUCAAGCAAUAAUACUGGAAAUUGUACAACUGAGACCUCCAGUACCUUAGAGGUAAGAACUCAGGGUCCUAUCCUCACAGCAAGUGGCAAAAAUCCUGUGAUGGAGCUCAAUGAAAAAAGAAGAGGUCUCAAGUAUGAACUCAUCUCAGAAACUGGUGGAAGCCAUGACAAGCGCUUUGUAAUGGAGGUAGAAGUAGAUGGACAGAAAUUCAGAGGUGCAGGUCCAAACAAGAAAGUGGCCAAGGCAAGUGCAGCGCUAGCUGCCCUGGAAAAGCUGUUUUCUGGACCCAAUGCAGCAAAUAAUAAGAAAAAGAAGAUCAUUCCUCAGGCAAAGGGUGUUGUGAAUACGGCAGUAUCUGCAGCAGUCCAGGCAGUUCGAGGCAGAGGAAGAGGAACUCUGACAAGGGGAGCGUUCGUGGGAGCUACAGCAGCUCCUGGAUAUAUAGCUCCAGGUUAUGGAACUCCAUAUGGUUACAGCACAGCUGCCCCUGCAUAUGGUUAAUACUUUUAAGCAGUUUUCAGCACGUUUAUCUCACUUUAUUCUCGUUCUCCUCGGACCUCCGUAGCCAUAUCACUUGUAUAAAAUAGGCUGAGAUAUAGUGACUGUAAGCUGUGAUCUCAGUAUUCAAAGGUAAGCUCUUUUAUUUUCUGAUUAAAGAAAACAGUAACCAAUUAACACAACCUGCAUAUAUGACAAUCAUAUGAUGUAUUUGAUCUCUUAGGUCUUAUGUCACUUGCAUUAACUUUAAAUUUUUAUGGUCUAAAUGUAAAAUAGUAAUUUCCAGCAUUUUUUUUUUGUAUUGUAAAUGCUUUAUAUUCAAGAGAAACAUUUCACAUUCACUGAAUCAAGUGCAUGUGGAUAGAAAUGUAGGAUAUAAUGUAUAUGUAAUUUAUACAUACAGAAGCACCUGUUUGAAUUCAGUUGUAGGAGCACUAUCUAAGGAGAGUUAAAACGACAGGGCACUCUCUUUCUUGUUCAUGGAGCUAUGAUAUCAGAAGCAGUAAUGCUGGUGACAUGCUGUAGAAUUCAAGUGCAUUUGCUGCACAGGUUGAGGGGUAUAAGUGCCAAUCUCUCAAGAAGAUAACCUUCUCUGACCUGUGUUGCAUGCUCCAAUACAGCAACAGCUAGAAGCCAUUAAAAAAAAAAAAAAAAAAAGCAAUAGAGAAUCAAAGACAAAACUAUAAACUGUGGGAAAUAUAUGUAAUUGACUGAGUUAAACUAAUUAUUUAAAGAAUCACUUUGAGUGAGACUAAGAAAAGCAAAUACUGAGUCUGCAGAAACCAAAUCUGCUUAAGGAAUCUGUCUGUCUUUUUUAAGUUGAGUAGCUAGAAUAUUAUUUCUUAUAUUCAGUCAUGAACAGAGUUCAUUAAAAGGUUGUAAGGAUUUGGCCAAACCUUACCCCACAAAUAAACCUCAUUAUGUUUGUUAGUUGUUAUAUGCUAAAGCUGUGUGUGUGCGUGCAUGCAUAAAUGAAUUUUAUGUUUUACAUUUCUUUCUAUAGCAGUUUCUGUUCAUCGCUAGCAUUAAGGCUGCUGGAACUUUGUUCCCACACAGAACCUGCAGUUCAUGAGGUCGGCUUCUGUUAAAGGCUGUACAAAGCAGAGCAGAGAAGAGCAGUGCACUGCAGUCCUGUGCCUGCUGAUGCCAGGUCCUUUUCUGGGACUGGGGAUCAGAACAGAGGCUCUGACCAGUGGAAGCAUCUUAAGACUGAAUGUUUCCUUGCUGAUGGAAUUGGCCUUGUUGUAAAUAAAUACCCUACUUUGGGAGAUAGUAUAUUAACAGUGGCAAAAGUUAUUAAUUCACUUAGUAGAUUAAUUAUAAAAUACUGACUAUUUGUAGGCUUUUCAAUACCACAGAAAUUGGUGUUACUUGAGGAUUUCCUCAGGUAGCAUAUUUCCCUGGUAUUCUUGCUCUGGUUAUGCCUGAACUUUGCUUUGGUUAUGCCACUCAUGUUCUGCCCAAGUGUGUGGUCAGAAAAUGAGAAGCUCAGCACCACUGCAGCCCUGCUUUUGGCAGCUCUUUAUAUAGUCCUGCAAAGAACUCAAUGGGAAAUGUAAACCCUUACUACAUUCUUUCAGUGGCAGGUGAGUGUUACCAUUAUAAGAAACCAUUUGCUGUAAUUGUCCGGUUUUUAUUUUUCACUAAUGAUAGGAGUGGAGGAGACGAGUCAGUAAUACGUUAGGAAAAUGAGCUAGAGAUGUUUUUCUUCCCAAACUGUUUGGAACCUGUAACCAGGGACAUUGUAAGGGUGACAUGUGAAAGCAGCCCACUCUGAAUGGUCUGCCUUUCAUUUCCACUCUUUUAAUGCCUCCUCAAGUCACCCAGAGACAGACAGAUGCUAUUGCAUUUAGCUUUAUUCUCUGCAACAUCUAGUGUCAUAUAGCUAGGGAUCAUGAUUUCUUAGUGUGACUAGGAGGCUUGGGGAGGGAGAUGGGUGGUUUGUCAAUGACAACAGCAGACUCAAGUACCUAGUAUCUUGAUGAAUUUCAACACUGGUGUGUGUUUCUGUACCACCUAACUUACAGAGCACAGUACAGCCGAUUUAAGAUGAGUUCCCCUUUUCGUAAUAGUAUUUGGCAGAAGACUAUUUUAAGUAAAGAAUUCAUGUUGGAUUAAUUAUAUAAAUAAGUAUCCUUUUCCACAUACUAUUAUUUCAAUUGGGGAUCUUAUAGCUUCCAUUAAUGUUUGAAGCAUUGAUAUUUGGAAGUUUUUAAAAAUAGAACCAUAAUGUAAAUUUGGGUUAUAUAAGAUUUACAGCAUAGUUAGAGAUAUAGAAUAGAAACCAUAUGAGAAUCUGGGCCAAAGCAUUUCUCUCACUCCAGCCCAUUUCUGUGGAACUUGGAUAUCUCAUGACUUUAUAUAUUCAAAGCUUUUAAUGGUACCUGGCACACAGCAAGUAUUCUGAAUGCUGACUCUGCUGUUCUGGUUAAGGUGAUAGGAUGGAUAUGAGGGAGGUGAGUCUAUGCUGAUUUAAGCAGCAGGUGUAUGGCCUGCUCAGGGUAGAGUUGGGCGUACUCCUUUGUGCUCAUAGGCUUGGGCAGCUUCCAGGCUGAGGCCAGACUUGGCAGAACAGGUUUGCUCAUAUUUCUGCUGCAGCAGUUAAAUCAGCCAACUUGCAGCCCAGGGUUUUAUAAAUACUUGUUUAGGAUUUAUGGGUGCUUAGAAUUUUACAAGGGCUGAACUUCGACCAUCUACCUGCCAAUUCCAGUUUCCUACCCACACUGUAGUAAUUACAAAACCCACAAUGGCCAGAAUCUAGUUUUCAACACUUUUGUGUUUGUUGGUAAAGAACAAAUUAUUAUAGGAAGCAUACUAACAAUUUCUGUUGACUCAUUUUCUGUGAAGAGUUCUUGUUUCAUGCUUGGACAUUCAGUGGAACACAUCGGCACUCAUCAGCAUAUGAUGCCUUCCUUUUAUCUGAUACACUUAGGGCAUUAUUAGUCUAUUCUUCUGUAUCUGUUUAUCUACCUAUUUGGAUACAAUUGGGAAGUUUCUAUUUAAUACAAGGACACGUGUCUUGUUGGUAAAUUGCUGCUGCUGAACUGAAUAAAGGGCUUUUAUCUACUAUGGAA